CCACUACAAAAUUCACCAACUCAUUCCCAAAACUAGCCGUUACUUUCUCAAAUUCUCUCUAAACAAACAGCCUCCACCUUCCUUUCUCUCUCUUAAAUCAAAUCCUCUGGAUACUGAGCAUUCACUGCCUUACCGUUCAAAGACUCAAAUUUUUAAAAUUUUUUCUCUGCUUCUAUUCCAAGAAGAAAGUCACGAUAACUGAGCACACUGAAAUUCUCCGUCUAUGGCUGCACCUUCAAGUAAGACGUCUAGCUCUCUAAUACCGAGCAGGCCAACUAACCCUAGAAGUUCAGAGGUUAACAACACAAUGAGAAGGAGUUUUAGCGGAAACCCAUUUGCUAAACCUUCGGUUAUUGCAAAUCAAAGGCCUGGCUUUAACCCCAACACUCCUGCUAACAGUCCUUCAGGUUAUCCACGAAGAAACUCUAUUGGCAGAGAAAACAUAUUAGUUUCACUGCGUGAUUCUGAGGACAAAGAAAACAGUAAAGAUCAGAACUUGAAACAAGAUAGAGUUAGAUCACCAGUUUCUUCAAAGGGUACGAAGAACUUCAUGUCUCCCACGAUCUCUGCAACUUCAAAAAUUAGUGCAUCCCCAAGAAAGAAAAUCCUGACGGACAGGAACGAGUCAAUUCGCAAUUCUGUUUCAUUUUCAGAUGGAAAGAGCCCUUUGAAGGAAGAUUUGGAUUUGAAGCCUCAAAAGGGUUUGAAUCAGAAGAAGGAGGUCUCCUUUGAUCCAGUCAUAACUUAUGUGGAGGACAAUGAAGCAUGGAAAAGUAAUGAAGGUUCUGAUUCUGUUGAAAGUUCCAGUACUAAUGAAGAAUGGGAUUUGUCAUCAGAAAGUGUUACAGUGGCAAAUGAUUGUGUUAAUCUUGAUCCAAGUUUUAAUAUUAGUCCACGAGCUUCCUUUUCUUUGCCAAGUCCUGGUUUGGCACCUCUUGAUGCCGAUCCUUCAAUGCCUCCUUAUGAUCCCAAGACUAAUUACCUUUCCCCAAGGCCUCAAUUUCUACAUUAUAAGCCUAACCCAAGAAUUGAACUGUACCUUAGAAAGGGAAGAGAUGGAAAGCAGCUUGAAGAUAGUUUUGCCUCUGAAAGUUCUUCAGAUACUGAAAUUACUGAAGAACAAACCUUGUCUGAUGAUUCGCAGAAAGAAUCUGAAGAUUCUUCUUCAAGCGAUGUGGUGGAACAAGAGGUAGAAGGAAAAGAGGAGGAGGGGGAGGAGGAGGAGGAGGGGACGCUGGUUGUGUCUGAACCAAGAAUGGUGGCUAAAUCAAAUUUCUUUACAAGAACAAAGUUUGCUGCUUUGCUUUUAAUCUUGGCUAGUGCUUGUCUAUGGUCUUCAGUUUCUAAUUCACCAAUAAUGGAUCCUUCUGUGAUUAAUAAUUUAAGCUUCUCUAAUCUUUAUGUCCCACCUGAAAUAUCACAGUACUUGAGAGAAAAUUUGGAAGGUCUAACUCAGAGGUUUGGGCAAUGGGUAUAUGAAUCUCUCUCUUACAUUUGUAAUGUGCUCAUCAGCUUAAAAGAACGGGAUAAGCCAAUUUCCUUGCAGUUUGCCAAUUUGACCACUUUGUUAGAGGAUAGCUUGGUUGAUAAUUGGCUUAUGGUUGAUAAAAGUACUUUUGGUGCAAAAGUUGAAUAUGAAAAUAAUGAAUUAGGGCCAAGAACAGAGGGAGAGGGUGAUAUUGAAUCAUUGGAGCUGGAGGAGGAUCAACCAAUUGAAGCUGAUGAGAACGUUGAAGAAGUUAUAGAAGGUGGAGAUGGCAGUGACAAAGAACAUGAAGAUCAAGAAACGAUUGCGGCAAAAGGCUACUUUGUUGAUGCCUCAGUAAAUCACAUUGUUCUGAAAUCUGAAGAGUUAAGCGUUGUUCCGCAGGCUGGGGUGACUGAACCAGUGGACCAUAUUGUUCCAGAAUCUGAAGAGUUAAAUGUUGCUCCGCAGGCUGGGGUGACUGAACCAGUGGACCAUAUUGUUCCAGAAUCUGAAGAGUUAAAUGUUGCUCCGCAGGCUGGGGUGACUGAACCAGUGGACCAUAUUGUUCCAGAAUCUGAAGAGUUAAAUGUUGCUCCGCAGGCUGGGGUGACUGAACCAGUGGACCAUAUUGUUCCAGAAUCUGAAGAGUUAAAUGUUGCUCUGCAGGCUGAGGUGACUGAACUAGUGGACCAUAUUGUUCCAGAAUCUGAACAAGUAGAUGUGACACCAAAAGCUGAGGUGAAACAACCUGCUAAUUCAACAAUGGAGGUGACCCAAGAAAUAAUUGGAUCUGCUGGUCACAGUGAUAGGCUGCAAAGUCAUACUGAUAUUGUAGACCAGGUAACUCCAGUCAAACAAGCUGCCAAAAUUCAGCUGGAAGUAUCUGAAAAUGAUGGGACUUCGGCUGAAACUGAGUCCACAAUUGCAGAGAACGUACAUAAAAGCUCAGAUUCAGAUGUAGACCAGACGGCUCCAAUCCAACAAGCCGCUGAAGUUCAGCUGGAAGUCUGCGGAACUGAUAGGAGUUUGGCUGAAACUGAGCCAACUGUUGCAGACAACAAACAUGAAAGCUUAAAUUCAGAUGCUGCAAUAAAUCCACAAAGUACAGAAUCAGCAGGGUUAAUGAUGGGAAUUUCCUUGCUUGUGUUGAGUCUAAUAUCAGUUGCUGCAUACAUUUAUAUGAAGAAUAGAACAUCCACCGAGCCAAAUGCUGCAAUCACAGUGAAUCAAGUGCAAUUAACCAAGAAACUUGAUCACAGUCCCUUAUCAGUGACCACAGGACACACAUUGCAGGAAAGGACUCCACCAUCAGCAAAUUGGCAGACAGAAGUUGAAACAAUUGGAGAGUCUUGUCCAUCAGAAAUGAGCAGUUUCCAGUACAGCUUAUCAUCUUUUAGCAAGCAAGCACAGAGCAGAACAAGUGAAGCUUGUAGCAAAGAAAGGAAGCCAAACAGAAAUACCAGAAGGGAGUCCCUAGCUUCAUCUGAGUACUCCACAGAGUCGCCUUCUUAUGGCAGUUUCACUACAUAUGAAAAAAUUUCCAAGCAAGGAAAUGCUGCUGAAGUGAUGUUUACUCCGGUUAGACGGUCUAGCAGAAUCAGAAACCAAGUCACUUCUCCGUGACACAUUUCUCUCAAUUGUGUAGUUUUAUUGUGAUUGAACCAAAUUUUAGAUUCUUAACUUGUAGUUUUCUUCAUUAUUUGUAGUUUGAACAGCUUCUCAGUUAGACUGACUCCACGCAGUUAAUCAUUAGCUUUCUGUUACUAAUGUAGUUCUAAUUAUUAUUAGUUCAAUCUACUUUGAAUUCUGCCUUUCUGUGA
Molecule: messenger RNA, 3288 nt
Organism: Jatropha curcas
Lineage: Eukaryota; Viridiplantae; Streptophyta; Magnoliopsida; Malpighiales; Euphorbiaceae
Source: RefSeq, a predicted model, not a curated record